Molecule: messenger RNA, 1760 nt
Organism: Apis dorsata (giant honeybee)
Lineage: Eukaryota; Metazoa; Arthropoda; Insecta; Hymenoptera; Apidae
Product: activating signal cointegrator 1
Exons: 10
Coding region: 251-1654 (467 amino acids)
Biological process (GO): positive regulation of DNA-templated transcription
Cellular component (GO): nucleus
Molecular function (GO): zinc ion binding; transcription coactivator activity
Source: RefSeq, a predicted model, not a curated record
GGGGAUAGCGUGCUCGUCAAUUCUGCUCUCGAAUCAAUUAUUAAUUUUACGCUUGCAAGUAACUGGAUAAUAUCUUUAAUUUUUUUAGGUUAUUAUUUUAAUAAUUUUGCAAAAAUGGAAGAUUGGAUUUGUGAAAAUUUAUCUCAAAUUUUAGAUUUUCCAGUAACAAACGAAAUAGUACAAUAUAUGAUGCAAAUACAAAAUGAAAGAGAUUUAGAUGAUUAUAUGCGAUCUUUUUUAGAUUAUACUAAUGGAAAGCAUAGACAAUUUAUCACAGAUUUCAAGAAACAACAAGUAUAAUGCUAUUUCAGCUUUAAUUAAAGAUCAAGCUAAAUGCAAAAAAGAAGAUGAUAUGGACAGUGGAAAAAAAAGGCAAAAUGAAAAAAAAAAAGGAAAAGUAAAAUCAAAAGAAUAUAAAGAAAAUAAACAGAUACAAGAAAAUGUAAAAGUAGAAAAGCUGGAAAAAAAAAAACCUAAAUUUGAAAGUAUAUAUUCCCAAGAUGGUAAAAAUAGAGAAAUUUUAUUAAAAGGUAGAUACAAAUGUGAUUGUGAAGCAAAGAGACACACAUUAAUUAAUAAUUGUCUUAAUUGUGGUAGAAUAGUCUGUGCUCAAGAAGGAGCUGGUCCUUGUUUUUUUUGUGGAGAACUUGUAUGUUCUGAAAAAGAACAAACUAUUCUAUCUAGUAACACUAAACAAGGUGAUCAAUUAUACAAUAAAUUGAUGAAUCAAAAACCUAAUAAAAAUCUAGAAGAAUCAAUAAAACAGAGAGACAAACUUUUGGAAUAUGAUCGUAAUGGAAUACAAGGCACAAAAGUAAUUGAUGACGAAUGUGAUUAUUAUCAAUCAAAUAAUAUAUGGUUCACAGCUGAACAAAGAGAAAAAUUACGAACUUUAGAAGAACAAAAAAAUAAAAAGAAGCAUAUGUCUCAUUUAGAUAAAAAAAUUUAUGCAAUCUUAGAUUUCACAGGUAGAAUAAUUGAAGAGAAUUUAGUUGAAGAAGAUUUUGAAUUCAGUGAAGAACAGUUACAAGAUAUUUCUGAGUCAUUCAAUGAAUUUGAAAUUAGUAAUGUUUGUCCAAACAUAGAAUUUAAACAUCCAAUGUAUAUAGGAUCAAGUGUAGCUAAUCUACGAACAUCAAUAACAAAAAUUUCUUCAAAAACAAAAAACAUUAUUCAAGAUAAAGAAUAUUUAGAAAUGUCUGAUCUUGGUUUAUGUUUAAGCAUGCAUCAACCUUAUGCAUCUUUAUUAGUUUCUGGAAUAAAAAUUCAUGAAGGUCGUUCAUGGUAUUCAUCACAUAGAGGAAGAUUAUGGAUUGCUGCAACAUCCAAAACACCAACUAGAGAAGAAAUCUUGAAUGUAGAACAAUACUAUCGUGUUUUAAAAAAUGAAAAAUUAAAAUUUCCUGAAAUUUAUCCAACUAGUUGUUUAUUAGGAUGCGUAACAGUCGUUGAUGUUCUACCUCAAGAUGAAUAUAAAAAAUGUUAUCCAGAAGGAGAAAGUAAUGAUAGUCCUUAUGUUUUUAUAUGUGAAAAUUUUUUAACAUUACCAAUUAAAUUUCCAAUACAAGGAAAUCAUAAAAUUUAUAAACUUAAUCGGAAAAUUCAUCAAGCUGCUUUAAAAAUAUUAGAAAAAUUUUCUAAGAAUAUAAAAUAAAAUAUUUAUAUAUAAUAUAAAUCAAAUAUAUAUAUUAACAUAAUGCGUUUUUUGUUAUAAAUAAGAAUUGUGAAUUAUAUGAAUAAGUUAAAAAUAAUGCAUAAUA